Molecule: messenger RNA, 1999 nt
Organism: Dicrocoelium dendriticum
Lineage: Eukaryota; Metazoa; Platyhelminthes; Trematoda; Plagiorchiida; Dicrocoeliidae
Source: the annotation of a GenBank genome assembly
GAAGACACCGGAAUCAGUUCUGAGAACUCCUUCGCCACUGGAGACCAACACACCAAAUGUCAUGAGUUAUGAUGGAUGUCGCAUGCCGUCCAACGAAAUCAGGGCUACCUCAGAUGGAGGAUCGAUGUGUUUCUGGCCCAACACUGAAUGCCAGUCCAUGAUUAAUACCGUGGAAGAUCCAUCAGUUAGUGUGCCAAAUAAUUUGUCCCAUAACAUGUUGCCACCAAACACUUCCCGCCCUGACGCUUUGAGGCUGGUAUCACAAUCAACCCAGGCGGUCGUGCAAGUACCAUUUACACAGACUGGACCAACCACGAACCAAGGACGAUCAUUAGACCAACAGUCGCUAGACGCAUCCGGUGUUCCGGGAAUGUUCACAUGUGAUUGCCAAGUAGUUCCGUCGGAACACAUAAAUUACAGAGCAGCGCAUACAGAUACGACAUCAACGAUGGGAGCCUUAGCACACGCGAUUUUUUUGGACCAGAAGAAAGAAAAAGGAACUUUUGCUACCGUUGAGCUGUGUCAUCAUACUAACAGCCUAGGUGUAAUAGAAGACAAUUUACUAGUAGAGUAUCCCACAGAAUUCCAGUCGAUUGAGAGUCACUCGUAUUAUCCUUCUACGAGUACCAUUCCCAUUUUAGAUGAAAAAUCCUGGAUGAUGGAUGAUCCCAUGCAUACACCAAAGUUUGCCGUAAAACCUUGCAGAACUCCAUCAAAUGAAAUCAGUCUGGGUGCAACCAAUAAAAUAUGUCAGGGGAAUUUACAGCGAUAUGGGCCAAGGAAGAGUGUGUUCAGAAGCACUAAUAUCCAGCAUGAAGGUAACCCCGUCAGUUGUCGGAUCCCGAUAAAAAGUAAAAAACUAUAUAACCUCGAUCAACCCUCAUCCCCAGCCUCCGUCUACGGCAGUUGGUGCAACCAACAACGUAUCCUUCGAGGUGAAGUCGACCCUUAUGCUAAUAACAAUCUCUCAGUGAACAGUACGGAAACAAUUUCAUCUCCUGCAGUAAGUCGAAAAGGAUUUCUAAAUGCGGAAAGAAGUCCACCUUCUCUAACAAGUGCCACAGAAUUACUUCACGCAAGUACGUCAGUUUAUCAUUGUCAUAAGAAGGAGAAAAUGCCUGAGAACAAACCCCCAUCCGCUUCCAUGUCGGUUUUAACCCAGACACAAAAGGAAUCAUCGUAUCAAUUACCUGCUGCACCCGAUGGCAUUGUGCAGUCAGACGAAUGUCAACGUUACACAUUUUCAGACUUUUCCUCAAGUAGUAGCUCCCCAGCAACCGUUUACGAUAACUUUGUUGACAGAACAUGGCACUCCGACCUCGCAUUUUCAAGCGCAAUGGAACCUAUGGGACGCCAACGCUUGACUUCUCCAAAUUCGUUACGUACAAAGCGAUUGUCUUCUCGACCUCUGUCUAGAUCUGGCCCCAUGGUAAUGAUCCACAAAUGUACCUAUUCCGGCUGCGAAAAGAGCUACUCUAAGAGCUCCCAUCUGAAGGCUCAUGUCCGAACCCACACAGGGGAGAAGCCCUACGCGUGUUUGUGGGGAAAUUGUGGAUGGCGAUUUGCCCGUUCUGAUGAAUUGACAAGACACAUGCGGAAACAUACAGGAAUCAGACCAUUUCAGUGUUCUGUGUGUUGCAGAGCAUUUGCUAGAAGUGAUCAUCUGGCUUUGCAUGUCAAAAAGCACACGUGUGUCUGAAGUAGUAAGAUUACCAGCGGAUGAGAACACAGUUGUAUUUAUACAGGUAAACAUGCACGCCCCAAGAAGCUUUUUACCCACAGGCAUUGGAAUCGUCAUGUUUAUGCAUAAUUGACUUGUUUUUAAGUCGCUGAAAUAUUUUCACUCUUUUCCUUACUAAUCCAUUACAUCAUCGGAUUUCAAAAGUAGAUCCCUCUUGAACCGGUGAAAUUCUGUGUGUGCGAUGUACAAAAGUCAAUAAGUUUGAAGACUGUGUAAGUCGCACUAUUUUAUAUGAAGAUAAAUGGUUAUUAUUAACGA